This is a messenger RNA of Rasamsonia emersonii CBS 393.64, 1389 nucleotides long. RefSeq lists its product as uncharacterized. The record is from RefSeq and is a predicted model, not a curated record. The transcript has a single exon. NCBI's taxonomy places the organism in Eukaryota, Fungi, Ascomycota, Eurotiomycetes, Eurotiales, Trichocomaceae. The annotation marks the transcript as partial.
AGAUUCCUCACCGGGCCUGGGAGACGUGGUGCUGGUCGAUCUGUCACCCGAAGUGAAGGACCUCCGCUGGUCUGCUUCAUCCGGUUUAUAGUAUACAGAAAAAAAAAGCAUCCAUCUCUGGCCUGCAAGAUAACCAUGUCGAUGGCCACUUACGCCACUCCAAACUCUCCGCCAGAACUGUCCGGCUCCAAGUCCUCCAAAUCGUCGUCCUUCCAUACCUCCUCUCACCCCGACGGCCCCGACGUCGACUUUGCGGAUGUCUCCAACUUUGAGGAUAUCGGCCUUGCAGAUGACCCAGAACUACCCUAUCCUGAUGCAUACGCAUACCCUCGACCGGGGAUGCGGUCCUCGAGUCGGACGCGUCUCCCUACCCGCAUUCAUACAAUGCCAGCCAAGUCUGCGAGAGAUUUGACCCCAGGCCUGAAGAAGCGCGCCGAUCCUCCGCCAUUGAGGAAUCAGCCCACGGGGCCAGGGGCCCAGCAGACGCUGGAGCCCAAGACGAGAGGCAGCCGGAGAGCCUUGACCAGAAAUGCGUCGAGUCCCUCCUUACCCCUUCGGCCAUCGGAACGCCAACGAUCUCGCUCGCCUUCUCCCAGCCAGCCUUCGUCUGCAAUUUCUCCAUCGCCCUCCGGCGGCAACACCACCCUGUCGCCGCAGACGGCGCGGGGGCUCACCCGCAAGGCGUCCUGGCAGUCGACUCGCAAGUCGGUCAAGGAGCUGGAGGAUGAAUACAAUGAUUCGGACGACGAGCUUCCCGAUGAUGCCAGCCUGUGGAACGUUCCCAUUUCUCCCAGACCGCCUCAGGACCGUCCGUCCUCUCGGACGGGCAGCCCGGAGCGAAGGAGUCCAAGGCCGCAGCCUCUGGAGCAUGCAAUCUCUGCUCCUGCAGGACCCUUGUCUCCUCAACGACACUCCCGGAGAUCGCCUAGGACGUCUCCGCAUGCGGGCAGGGCAAGGCCAAAGCCCGUCAGAUCCGCGUCCGCUGGGCCUGAGAGGGGCCAGAUUACGCCGCGCAAUCCAAGAACCUAUUCCUACAAUCUCGCGAUGGCCGAGUUGUCGGAAGAAGUCAAGGUCUUGACAGAAGCGCUGGAACUCCACGCCGACGAUACGGAGCGAAAACGAGAAGAGAAGCUCCAGAGCGGCAAGUCCUCCCGCCGCUCGAGUAUGGACUCGAAGCGGGGAUCAGGCAGCAUUCCCGAUCUCCCCCCAUUGCAGAAAUCGAACAUUAUGAUCGACCCCUUGCCCGUGAGCAAGGAGAAGGAAAAGGUUCUGAGCCGCACUCGUCCCAGCUGGCUGCCGCCAAAAGACCCGAAAGAAGAACAGAGGCACCUCAGAGAGUAUAAAAAGAUGAUGGCCCAAGCACGGGAAGCGGGUUCGUCCAUUGUCUGA